Jatropha curcas is the source of this 2034-nucleotide messenger RNA. RefSeq names its product UDP-D-glucuronate 4-epimerase 6 (gene GAE6). NCBI's taxonomy places the organism in Eukaryota, Viridiplantae, Streptophyta, Magnoliopsida, Malpighiales, Euphorbiaceae. The record is from RefSeq and is a predicted model, not a curated record.
AACCUCACUUCUUCUCUCUCUCUCUCUCCCUCUCUUUCAUUUCUUUUAUAAUCUUCCAUCUCCACCUCUUAAUUUCAGGGCUUAACUUCGAUUCAGCUCUCAUCUCUUUCCUUUCUUUCAACACAUGAUUUUGAGCCCUUCAACAUUUUUUUUUUCCAUUAAAACAACAAGCAAGAAGAUAAUAAGAUAAUUCCAUUGCUCCAUUGUUCUACGAUCUCAUUAACAGCAAUGGCUUCUCCACCAGACACCAGCAAAACCAUCAAACUAGAAAGAUACAACAGUUAUCUCCGCCGUAUUCACAGUACUAAAGUCCUUAACGCCUCCUCUAAGCUUCUCUUUCGUGCCACUUUACUUAUUGCUCUUGUUCUUAUUCUUUUCUUCACUAUCAACUACCCUCCACUUUCCGAUAACCCUCACCAUCAAAACCAUCACAUCCACCACCACAACUUCCUCUCCACUGCUUUUUUCGCUCGUUCCUCCUCCGUCGGUGGCUCUGCUUGGGAAAAACAAGUCCGCCACUCUGCCACACCUCGUCGGCCUAAUGGAUUCUCCGUUCUGGUCACCGGAGCAGCAGGAUUUGUCGGAUCGCACUGUUCGCUUGCGUUAAAAAAGCGAGGCGAUGGAGUUCUCGGCAUAGAUAAUUUCAACGACUAUUACGAUCCGUCGUUAAAGAGAGCGAGACAGAAGCUUUUAAGCAAGCAUCAGGUUUUUAUCAUUGAAGGAGAUAUAAAUGAUUCGCCAUUGUUAUCUAAGCUUUUCGACGUUGUGCCUUUUACUCAUGUACUCCAUUUAGCAGCACAAGCUGGAGUUCGCUACGCCAUGCAAAAUCCACAGUCUUACGUCAGCUCAAACAUUGCAGGUUUUGUUAAUUUACUAGAAAUAGCAAAGGCCGCAAAUCCUCAACCCGCCAUUGUUUGGGCUUCUUCAAGCUCUGUCUAUGGAUUAAAUACACAAGUUCCUUUCUCCGAAUCCGACCGAACAGAUCAACCAGCAAGUCUCUACGCGGCCACAAAAAAAGCCGGAGAAGAAAUUGCCCAUACAUAUAACCAUAUUUACGGUCUUUCACUUACCGGUUUACGCUUUUUUACUGUCUACGGUCCUUGGGGUAGACCGGACAUGGCGUAUUUCUUUUUUACUAAAGAUAUUUUACACGGAAAACCUAUAGAUGUAUACCAAACGCAGGAUGAGAAGCAGGUGGCGCGUGACUUCACGUACAUCGAUGAUAUAGUGAAAGGAUGUGUUGGCGCAUUGGAUACGGCGGAGAAAAGCACCGGCAGCGGUGGUAAAAAGAAAGGACCGGCUCAGUUAAGAGUAUAUAAUCUUGGAAAUACUUCGCCAGUUCCUGUUGGGAAAUUGGUGGCCAUAUUAGAAUCUUUGUUGAACACCAAGGCAAAGAAACAUAUAAUAAAGAUGCCAAGAAAUGGGGACGUGCCUUACACGCACGCUAAUGUGAGUUUGGCUUAUAAGGAUUUUGGGUAUAAGCCAACUACAGAUUUGAGCAGUGGAUUGAGGAAGUUUGUUAAAUGGUAUGUCAGUUAUUAUGGGAUUCAAACAAGGGUAAAAAAGGAAAAUGAGAUAAACAAUAGUGAGCAUCUCGAGGAUUGAGGGAGCUUUAUCAUCAAUCAUCAUCAUCAUCUCCAUUGCCACUACGACAUGGUUGGUUGGUUGGUUUUCUUUUUUCUUUUUUCUUUUUUCUUUUUUAAUUUAAAAAAAUAUUUUAGAUUAAUUUAUAAUUUCUUUUUUUUUUUUGUUGUUUUUGCUGUUCGUUGUUGAUUAUGUAGAAUUAUUAUAGAUAUUAGAUUUAAUACAGAAGAAGAGAAGAUAAAUUAAAUGUGAAUAAAAAAUUUAAAAGAAAAAAAAAAAGAGGAAUGAAGGAAGAAGGAAGGAGAAGUUGUAGAUCUGUGAAGUUCAUUGGGAUGUAAUAGUUUGGUGGGGUCUCCUAAAAAGGAUGCAGAUCUCAACCAUUAGAUUCAUAUUUAAAGAAAUUUGUGAUUGAUCAACAAUGAUUACAUCAAGAUUCUCUUUCUUUCUUGA